CACCGUAAGGUUCGGUACUCUUCCGAUCACUUCCCGCCUCAAGAAAGUCCCUUACCUACUCAGCGGCUAAUAUCAUUGCAGAGGCCAUAUCAAGCCUCGAAAAAGCGUGGACUUUGAUGUGGUUCGGCAUUGCCAACCACAUAACUGGAAGAUGGCUUCUAGCCCUGGGCCUCCCUCGCCCCAGGACCUGACGGCCGCAACACCGUCUCUGGCUGUGAAAGCAGGAAACCCCCUUUCCUCCAAGGUCACGACAGUAUUGUCGUCGUCCUAUGCGGAUACCGAGUUUCGGGAGGCUCUUGCGCUCCUGGAUGAGCGGGGCACGCUUAACACGGCAGAGACACGCCGACAGUUGCGCCUGGACCUGCAGAAGGAGGUCUUGGACAGAAAUGGCGAGAUCAUCGACGAGUUCGCUAAGGUUGCCGAGCAACUUCGGCGCAUUGGCAGUACGCUUGGCCGGCUGAAUGACAGCUUCAACGAGAUGAAGACACAGAUUGGUGCAGCCCACGAGGCCACGGCGUCAGCCCUGACCGAGGCCUCCAAGCUCAUGACUCAACGGCGCCAGGUUGAGCAGAAACAGGCGCUCCUCAACGCCUUCAAUGCGACCUUCGUACUGUCGGAGGACGAGACGGCAGCCCUGACGCUGACCUCAGAGCCCGUGGACGAAUUCUUCUUCGCUACGCUUGCAAAAGAGAAGAGGAUCAGCAAGGACUGCGAAAUUCUACUUGGCUUUGAGAACCAGACUUUGGGUCUGGAGAUCAUGGAGCGGACGACCAGAAACCUAAAUCUGGGCUUCCAAAAGCUCUACAAGUGGGUUCAGAAAGAGUUCAAGACGCUCAACCUCGAGAACCCUCAGAUCAAUUCCUCAGUACGUCGGGCGCUUCGUGUGUUGGCCGAGCGACCAAGUCUCUUUCAGAACUGCCUCGACUUCUUCGCCGAGGCACGGGAGCAGGUGCUGUCCAACUCGUUUUACACAGCCUUGACGGGAAGUUCGCCUUCCGGAGUGGAGCGCCCCUCGGUUAAGCCUAUCGAACUUGUGGCGCAUGACAGUUUGCGGUAUGUCGGGGAUAUGCUUGCCUGGGCGCAUUCUGCGGCUGUCGGAGAGCGCGAGGCGCUGGAAGGCUUGUUCAUCGGGGACGGCGGCGAAAUGGCCAAGGGUAUCCAAGCUGGCCGAGAAAACGAAGUCUGGCGGCUUGCCGCCGAAGAGGGCGAGGAGUCAAACGAAUUCGACGCCGUGAAGACCCUGAAUGAACUGGUUGACCGCGACAUGUCCGGGGCGGCUCGCAUGCUACGCCAGCGGGUCGAGCAAGUCAUACAGACCAACGAGGAGACAAUAUUGGCAUACAAGCUUGCAAAUCUGCUCAACUUCUACAAGAGCACAUUCGCGAAGCUCCUCAGCCCAGCAUCUGCACUUGUGGAAUCGCUGGGGUUGCUCGAGGCCGAGGCGCUGCGGCAGUUUCGCUCGCUGGCCCGCGACCACGUCGCAGCAAUCCAGGGCGACUUACAACAGAUGCCUGCCGAUCUACGCCCCCCCGAGUUCCUUAUCGAUGCGCUGGAACAGCUAACAGCUAUCAUGAGGACAUACGAGGCUUCGUUUACCGCUUCGGCCGGUUCGGAAGAGGACUUUGAGCCUGUGUUGGCGGAAGCAUUUGACCCCUUCAUUUCCGGCGCCGCCAACAUGGCUGGGACACUACGCAGCCCGUCGAAUUCCAUCUUCCUGAUCAACUGUCUCGCAGCCGCAAGGAGCAGUCUCUCACAGUUUGGUUUCACGCAGCGGCGCGCGGCGAUAUUGCAAGCGCAAAUCGAGGAUGAGAGGUCACGCCUGGUGGAGGCGCAGUAUCGGUCCUUACGAACCGAAUCUGGACUGGACGGCCUGAUCGUUUCGCUGGAGCCUCUGAGGGAGAACGAAGAAGACGUGGCGAAAGUGCGAUCGCUCGAGGCCGUACAAGCCCCAGCGCUGGCACGGGCAAGCCAGACGCUGGACGACUUUCUCCCGUCGGCCUUGAUGGAUGCCAUGGAGAAGCUGAGGAACUUGCAGGACUCGAGGCUGGCUCAAGAAAUCACCGAGGAAGCCGCCGAGAGAUUGUGCGUGGACUUCGAGCAUGUCGAGGAGAUGCUGAUGCUCGCAGACGAGAUGGCUGAGCAGCAGCAUGGGGAGUCUGACGAUUUUCAGAGCCUUCGGGCCCUGUUUCCCAGGACCUCGGGCGAGAUUCGUGUUCUGCUCUCAUAGCUGUCUUUCAUGGCGAGAAUGCACCACUUUGAAUCCGAGCGAGAUGACAGCUUUGUUCUGUCUACCUAGUUCUGCCCGUGUUGCUGUGAAACGGGGCGGUUAAUUACAAUCAUAGGGAUACAAUACAGUAAGGUAUCUUGUACGGAAUACCUGGUUCGUUGCCAAUAUGACUCCGUACGGAAUACCCGACAGUCCCUUGCUCAACCGCAGCUACGUCACGGCCCCGCAUGCCUGCUUCCUCACUGCCGUCUU
Molecule: messenger RNA, 2479 nt
Organism: Thermothielavioides terrestris NRRL 8126
Lineage: Eukaryota; Fungi; Ascomycota; Sordariomycetes; Sordariales; Chaetomiaceae
Exons: 2
Coding region: 152-2227 (691 amino acids)
Biological process (GO): intra-Golgi vesicle-mediated transport
Cellular component (GO): COG complex
Source: RefSeq, a predicted model, not a curated record